UCUUACCAUAUAAUAAUUGCAGACGGAUUCAUAUAAACAAACGGGGUGCUGCAAUUUGCUAUGCUCAGCUUUUGUUCAAACUAGCAGCAAACAUGUAAUUAAAAAAUUCAUAUAACUGGAGCAAACAUGAUCAAUUAAAAAAUUCAUAUAAUGCGCCCCACACUUACAAAACAAAACAUGAAUUUCAGCUCUCCAAUUAUUUUCCUCUUCUUACAUUUUCUUCUCCUUGUUUCUUUGGUAUGUCCUGUUUAUUCUUCAAAAAUUAGUAGCUAUCAAUUGGUCAAUCAAACUUUUCUACAAGAGCAAAAGUUUCACAAGUUGAAGAAGGCAAUAGCAACCCGUCUUCAACAAAUCAACAAGCCUGCUGUCAAGACGAUUCAGAGUCCUGAUGGUGAUAUCAUAGAUUGUGUUAUGUUUCACAAUCAACCGGCUUUUGACAAUCCCUUAUUGAAAGAAGAAUAUAAACAAAUGGAUAUUCCAGAAAUACCAAAAGGGCAUUACCAAGAUGAUAAUUUUAAUCACAGUUCUCAAUUAUGGCGUUUAUCAGGAGAAUCAUGUCCUGAUGGAACCAUUCCAAUUAGAAGAACAAAAGAAGAAGAUUUGUUAAGAGCUAGUUCUAUUAGUGAAUUUGGAAAAAAAACAAGUGAUUUUGAAACCAACGACGAAAAAUUUGAGUAUGCAGUACAAUAUGUGAGUGCUGGUGAGUUCUUUGGAGCAACGGCUGCCAUUAAUCUGUGGGCUCCACGUCUGGAAACUAAAAAUGAAGUAAGUGCCUCUAAAAUUUGGGUCGCUGCUGGUGAUGCUGGUCAAGAGAGCAACACCAUUGAAGUUGGUUGGCAGGUGGAGCCUUUACUCUACGGGGACAACCUCCCAAGAUUAUCUAUGUAUUGGACAAAUGAUGGAUAUGGAAAGACUGGAUGCUACAAUUUAUUAUGUUCGGGCUUCGUUCAAACUAACAAAGAUAUUGUAAUAGGAGGAGCAAUUGGUCCAACUUCUACUUAUAAAGGACCACAAUUUGGCAUUAUUUUGAAGAUUUGGAAGGAUCCAACAACUAGGAAUUGGUGGCUUACUUAUGAUUAUGGAACCCUUGUUGGGUAUUGGCCAUCCUCCUUGUUUACUCACUUAUACUAUCUUGCGGAUGAAAUUCAAUUUGGAGGAAUAAUAUCUAAUAGAAGGUCAACAGGGUCUCACACUUCGACCAGAAUGGGUAGUGGACAUUUUCCUUAUGAAGGUUUUGCAAAAGCUGCAUUCUUUAGGGAUAUACAAGUUUUAGAUUUAAAUAACACCUUAGUUCCAUUGUCUGAUCCUAAGACCUUAAUAUCGUUCCCAAAUUGUUAUGAUUUAGAAGCAGGUAUGUAUAAAGGCCGAAAUAGCUUUUACUAUGGUGGACCUGGCAAGAAUUACAAAUGUCUUUAAUGAAACAUAUAAUAUUAAGUAGAGAUUAUAAAGGUAUUAUAAAGGUGAACAUUAAUUUGAAAAUAAAAAGAAAAAAUACCUUUUUGGCA
This is a messenger RNA of Cicer arietinum (chickpea), 1505 nucleotides long. Its product is annotated as protein neprosin-like. Lineage: Eukaryota; Viridiplantae; Streptophyta; Magnoliopsida; Fabales; Fabaceae. The record is from RefSeq and is a predicted model, not a curated record.